AUUAUACAUUCAAAAAUCUUCUUUUUGAAGCAAAAAUAUUGUAUCCGCCUUAUAGUUUACACUCCGUUAGCUUCCAGAUUUUUCAUUUUUUAGCAAUAAUCCCCCGUCAGAUUCAUUUUUUCAUCAAAGUUCUUUGGUGUUUAAGCUAUAGAGGGUAUUUCGAAUUAUGGGUUUUGUUUAAAAUCUAUGAUAAGCAAUGGGGAAUGAGCAGACGAAUUCCAAAACAGGAAAAAUUGGGGUUGAGGCUAAUCUUCCCAUUUCUCUUCUUUAUGUUAUGCUCAAAUAUGUGAAACUUGGUUACCAUUACUUAUUCUCACAUGCUAUAUAUCUCUUGAUAUUUCUUCCACUCUGGAUCAUUUCUCCGAAGGAUUUGUUCCUUCAAUGGAAGCAGCUGAAAUUCAAUCUUGUCACCAUUGUUGUAUGUUCUGUUCUAAUGGUUUUGUUGGGCAUAUUUUAUUUCAUUACAAGACCGAGGAAGGUCUACUUGAUGGAUUUUGCGUGUUUCAAGCCUAAACCAGAACUUAUGUGCAGUAAAGAAUUUUUCAUGGAGACAUCAAGACAGGCCGAUAUUUUUACCAAAGAAAAUUUGAGUUUUCAGAAGAAAAUCUUGGAAAGAUCAGGAAUAGGACAGAAGUCAUAUAUUUCGGAAUCCCUUUUCCGCAUGCCUUUGAAUCUGUGUAUAUCUGAAGCGAUAAAGGAGGCUGAAAUGGUAAUGUUUGGUGCAAUCGAUGAUCUUUUUUCUAAGACAGCAGUGAAGGCUGAGGAUAUUGGGAUUCUUGUGGUGAAUUGCAGUUUGUUCAGUCCAACACCAUCACUUUCUGCUAUGGUAGUGAAUCAUUACAAGCUUCGGUGCAAUAUUCUGAGCUAUAAUCUUGGUGGAAUGGGAUGCAGUGCUGGAUUGAUCUCUAUUGAUCUUGCCAAACAACUUUUACAGGUGCAUCCCAACUCCUAUGCAUUGGUAGUGACCAUGGAGAACAUGACACUGAAUUGGUAUAUUGGCAACAAUCGACCAAUGCUCGUCACAAAUUGCUUAUUCAGGAUGGGUGGUGCUGCCAUCCUCUUGUCCAACAAGUCGUCUGAUCGUCGACAUUCAAAAUAUCAUUUAAUCCACACUGUCCGUACACACAAAGGAGCCAAUGAAAAAAGCUAUGGCUGCGUAUUGCAAGAAGAAGAUGAUAUAAAGAAAAUCGGAGUGUCAUUGUCUAAAGACUUAAUGGCAGUUGCUGGAGAGUCCUUAAAAACAAAUAUUACAACCCUAGGACCAUUAGUCCUUCCGGUGUCGGAACAGUUAUUAUUUUUUGUAACCUUAGUCGCCAGUAAGGUAUUGAAAAUGAAAAUUCGUCCUUAUGUCCCGGAUUUUAAGCUCGCGAUCGAGCACUUCUGCAUUCAUGCAGGAGGAAGAGCCGUGUUGGAUGAACUGGAGAAGAAUCUGGAACUUUCCGAGUGGCAUAUGGAGCCAUCAAGAAUGACACUUCACAGAUUUGGGAAUACUUCUAGCAGUUCAUUGUGGUAUGAAUUGGCGUAUUCAGAGGCCAAGGGGAGGAUUCGAAGAGGGGAUAGAACUUGGCAAAUUGCAUUUGGAUCAGGGUUUAAAUGUAACAGUGCAGUGUGGCGUGCAUUGAGGACCAUUGAUCCGGCUAAGGAGAAGAACCCAUGGAUGGAAGAGAUUAAUGAUUUUCCAGUUGAGGUUCCAAGGGUGGCAGCCAUUAAUAAUUGAGGAAAUUG
This is a messenger RNA of Olea europaea var. sylvestris, 1725 nucleotides long. RefSeq names its product 3-ketoacyl-CoA synthase 20-like. The record is from RefSeq and is a predicted model, not a curated record. NCBI's taxonomy places the organism in Eukaryota, Viridiplantae, Streptophyta, Magnoliopsida, Lamiales, Oleaceae. Gene Ontology annotation, molecular function: acyltransferase activity, transferring groups other than amino-acyl groups. The coding region runs from base 197 to 1717 and encodes 506 amino acids. Gene Ontology annotation, cellular component: membrane. The transcript has 2 exons. Gene Ontology annotation, biological process: fatty acid biosynthetic process.